AUGCUCAGCCGCCCGAACGGCGAACUCACGAGGGCCGGCCAGUACUACUACCAACUGAUCGACCGGCCGCCCCCCAGCCGGCAGUACGACCGCAACCAACCCCUCAUCCGCGAGGGCCCGAACGAUUACAUCAUGCUCCGGGGGGGCGCCAAAAAGCUGCUCCGCAGCCUCCAGCCCAACGGGAACUACCACUUGACCAAGCUCGGGAAGAGCUUCUUCAAGGACAAGUGGGUGGACUGGGUGGUGCACGUGCCCGUCAUCAUCCGCGGCAUCCGGCGAAACGGCCGGAACCGCGGCAUGCCCUACGAGCGCACGAAGCGCCUGCCCGUCACGGACCUCAACCUCGGGAAGCCCGAGCCGAACGACAUUAUUUGGGAGCUGUCCGACGAGAGCUACUACCUGGACGCGACGAGGGAGUGGACCUUCAGCCAGCAGGCCAUGCAGGUCGUAGACGACCGGGUGGUGGUGGAGACCGUCCUGGAUCAGCCCCUGGGGGGCGUCUCCUACCAGCUGUACUGCGGCGACGAAAUCCUACGCCUUCGAACAGCGGCCGGACAAGCUUUGCGUCCCUCGGCAGCUCGCGGAGAGGUGCUUUCGGACUUCGACGCAAUCUGCACCAAAAAAACGUGGCGGGAGCAGGGCAUCACCCCCCGAGAGAUCCGGGAAUUCUGCCUUUGGCGCCAGGCCCCGAUGUUCUACGUGGACUGCCAGGGCCGCCUGCUGGACAAGUACGAGCCUACCGUCAAGGAGCAGCGGGCCGUGGCCUUCACGAGCUGGAACGGCCACGCCUUCUUCUACAAAUCCGCCCGCACCGUCGGGAAGUGCGAGCCGAUCGGGGAGCGGGCCAGGUACCGGGGCGAGAGGAAGCCAGGCGAAACGCCCGAGUUCAAGGAUUGGCGGGAGUGGGAGGGCGAGGUCGCCAGCGGUCAUUUCUACACUGAAGACCUGGAGCAGGUCCGGAGGGAGCUCCUGGCCGAGGGGCACUGCCCGAAGGUGGUCAUGCGAAGCAUGAGCGAGUGGCGGUGCCUGCGGCUGAGGGUGCUGGGCGGCGAGGACUGCGUCAUCUCCGCCUUCCACGAAGACCUGGAUGUGCUGCAGGCCUGGAUGGGGCGGCUGGGGCUCCCCUAUUGCGGGCAGCGUCUGGCGGGCGCCGCAAGCGAG
Messenger RNA from Symbiodinium natans, 1161 nucleotides. The record is from the annotation of a GenBank genome assembly. Lineage: Eukaryota; Dinophyceae; Suessiales; Symbiodiniaceae.